AUGAUCCCAUUCUGCUUUUUUUCCCAAUCGUUGAGUGAGUGGAGAGCGGAGCGCCUGCUGCUGCCUGGGAAUUCUGUUAAAGCACAUCUGCGGCCACUGCCAUGGCUGAACGCCGCGCAUUCGCCCAGAAAAUCAGCAGGACUGUGGCAGCAGAAGUUAGGAAGCAGAUAGCCGGUCAGUAUGGAGGCUCCCCUCAGCUCUUCAAAAACCUUAAUGUUGGGACCACAUCAAGCAACACAGUUCCCCUCACCGAGGCGGUGGAGCCGGUGGAUUUUGAGGAGUAUCUCAUCACACAUCCUCCCAUCGUUGAGUCUGGUCCCCUGAGAGAUCUCAUUGAGUUUCCCCCUGAUGACAUCGAGGUCAUCUACACACCCAGGGAUUGUCGGACUGUGGUACAAGCUGUCCCAGAGGAAGGGGACACAGAUCCUCACGUCCGGGAUUGUGCGAGGUCCUACACAGAAGACUGGGCCAUUGUCAAUAGAAAGUAUCAUAAGCUCAGCACAGGCUUUAACCCUAACACUCUGGAUAAACAGAAGGAGCGUCAGAAAGGCCUGCCUAAACAGGUGUUCGAGGCUGAUGAGAUGCCAGAUAGCAGCAGCUACCAGGAUGACCAGGACGAUCUGAAGCGGCGAUCGAUGUCUAUAGAUGACACUCCACGCGGCAGCUGGGCUUGCAGCAUUUUUGACUUGAAGAAUUCCCUCCCCGAUGCGCUCCUCCCUCAUCUCCUUGACCGGGCUCCCAACGAGGAGAUAGACCGACACAACGAAGAGCAGCGCAAGACCAGCCGCAAUCGUGAACUCUUUGCUCUCCACCCCGCCCCCGAUGAGGAAGAUCCCAUCGAGCGCCACUGUGUGCCUGAAGUACCUAAAGAGCACUUUGGCCAAAGGCUACUCGUCAAGUGCUUGUCCUUGAAGUUUGAGAUCGAAAUUGAACCUAUAUUUGCUAGUUUGGCCUUAUACGAUGUCAAGGAAAAGAAAAAGAUAUCGGAAAACUUUUUCUUUGACUUAAAUUCUGAGCAAACAAAAGCGAUGUUGCGUCCUCACAUUCAGACAGCAGCCAUUUCCACACUGGCACGGUCUGCCAUCUUCUCCAUCACCUACCCCUCCCAGGAUAUCUUCUUAGUCAUCAAGCUUGAAAAGGUACUGCAGCAAGGGGACAUAGGAGAAUGUGCUGAACCGUAUAUGGUCUUCAAGGAGUCUGAUGCUGCCAAGAAUAAGGAAAAGCUGGAGAAGCUUCGGAGCCAGUCUGAGCAGUUCUGCCAGCGUUUGGGACGCUACCGAAUGCCUUUUGCGUGGACGGCCAUCCAUCUAAUGAACAUUGUAAACAGUGCUGGCAGUCUGGAGAGAGACACAGAGCUGGAGAUGAGCCUCUCAGAGAGAAAAGGCUCAUGGUCAGAACGGAGGAACUCGAGCAUCAUGGGAAGGCGUUCCUUAGAGAGGACCACCAGUGGAGAUGAAGCAUGCAGUCUGACAGGUUUCAGACCAGCAACGCUUACUAUAACCAACUUCUUUAAACAGGAGGGAGACAGGCUGAGCGACGAGGAUUUGUAUAAAUUUUUAGCUGAUAUGAGAAGACCUUCUUCAGUGCUACGGAGACUCAGACCCAUCACAGCCCAAUUAAAGUUGGACAUUUCUCCAGCCCCUGAGAACCCCCACUACUGUCUGACCCCAGACCUCCUGCAGGUUAAACCAUACCCAGACAGCAGGGUGCGCCCCACCAGAGAGAUCCUGGAAUUCCCUGCCAGGGAUGUCUAUGUGCCAAACACCACAUACAGGAAUCUGCUGUAUGUGAAUCCUCAAAGUCUUAACUUUGCCAACCGCCAAGGUUCUGCACGCAACAUCACUGUCAAAGUGCAAUUUAUGAAUGGGGAGGAUCCAAACAAUGCAAUGCAGGUCAUAUUUGGGAAGUCGAGUUGUGCGGAUUUCUAUAAAGAGGCCUACACUGCGGUAGUGUACCACAACAGAUCCCCUGACUUUCAUGACGAGAUCAAGAUUAAGCUGCCCGCCUCUCUGUCAGACCACCACCACAUCCUCUUCACUUUUUACCAUGUCAGUUGUCAGCAGAAGCAGAACACACCUCUGGAGACCCCUGUGGGAUACACAUGGAUCCCGAUGUUACAGAACGGACGCCUGAGAACAGGCCACUUCUGUUUGCCCGUGUCUCUGGAGAAGCCACCGCAGUCGUACUCUGUCCUCUCCCCUGAUGUUCCUCUCCCGGGAAUGAAGUGGGUAGACAACCACCGAGGCGUGUUUAAUGUGGAACUGGUGGCUGUUUCAACCAUCCACACACAGGACCAGUACCUGGAUAAGUUCUUUGCCUUGGUACAUGCCCUGGAUGAGCACGUGUUCCCGGUCAGGAUAGGAGACAUGCGCAUCAUGGAAAACAACCUGGAAACCGAGCUCAAGUCCAGCAUUGCAGCACUCACCUCGGCCCAGCUAGAGCCGGUGGUUCGAUUCCUCCACCUCCUGCUUGACAAGUUGGUGCUGCUGGUGGUUCGGCCGCCGGUCAUUGCUGGGCAGAUCGUGAAUCUAGGACAAGCGUCCUUCGAGGUGAUGGCGUCUGUAGUGAACCGACUUCAUAAGUACCUGGACACCAGCCAGGACAUUCAUGGCCGCAACAGUCUGCUGUCCUCUUACAUCCACUACGUCUUCCGCUUACCUAGCACAGACCCCAACUCACCAUCACCAGACCCCAACUCAUCCCUAACAGGUCCUGGAGGGCUUGGAGGUUCGGUUCACUAUGCCACCAUGGCUCGCUCAGCAGUUCGACCAGCCAGCCUCAACCUCAGUCGCUCCCGUAGCCUUAGCAACAGCAACCCUGAUAUUUCUGGUACGCCCACCUCUCCUGAUGACGAGGUUCGCUCGAUAAUUGGCAGCAAGGGCUUAGACCGCUCCAACUCGUGGGUGCACACCAUGGGCUGUAGUGCCCCCUGGGGAUCCAGCCCUGGGUCCGCUCCAGAAACCCUGCAGGCCAUGGAGCGCUGUGGCAAUCGCAUGUCUUCGCACACUGAGAGCGCCAGUUUCUUGCAAACAUUAACAGGACGGUUACCCACUAAAAAGCUCUUCCACGAGGAGUUGGCCCUCCAGUGGGUAGUGAGCAGUGGGAGCGUCCGCGAAGGGGCUCUGCAACAGGCCUGGUUCUUUUUUGAACUCAUGGUGAAGAGCAUCAUCCACCAUCUUUAUUUUGCUGACCGCUUGGAGUCACCCAGGAAGAAUCGCUUUCCCGAGCGCUUCAUGGAUGACAUCACAGCUCUAGUCAGCACCAUCGCUGGUGACAUCGUGUCUCGUUUCCAGAAGGAUCUGGAGCUGGUGGAGAGGCUAAACACAAGCUUGGCUUUCUUUCUUAACGACUUGCUGUCAGUCAUGGACCGAGGCUUUGUCUUCACACUCGUCAGAACUUACUGGAAACAGGUCUCCACGAAGCUUUACGCUUUGCAGAACCCAACUCUAGAAUCUCUGAGGCUCGAUUUCUUAAGGAUAGUCUCUAGUCACGAACAUUACGUCACCCUGAAUCUCCCCUGCAGUCUGCUGACCCCACCUGCCUCGCCUUCCCCAUCGGUGUCUUCAGCGACCUCACAGAGCUCCGGCUUCUCCACUCAUGUUCAGGACCAAAAGAUAGCCAACAUGUUUGAGUUGUGCGUUCCAUUCAGAGAGCAGCAUUAUCUGGCUGGACUAGUUCUGUCUGAAUUGUCGGUCAUCCUGGACCCAGAUAAUGAAGGAAUGUUCGGUCUCCAUAAGAAGGUGGUGAGUGUUGUUCACAACCUCCUGUCCAGCCACGACUCCGACCCUCGUUACGCUGACCCCGAGGUCAAGGCUCGGGUCGCCAUGCUCUACCUGCCUCUCAUCGGCAUCGUCAUGGAGACGCUGCCACAGCUUCAUGACUUUACAGAGGCCCAUAACCAGUGGGGCCGGCCCGGCUGUCCCCAGGGUGCAGCAGUCAGCAGCGGAGGAGAGGAAACGGAAGGAGAGGGCAACAGUAUGAUCAAUCAGACUGUUGCCAUGGCAAUAGCAGGCACCUCCACUGCAUCUCCGAUGUCCCGACCAAGCAGCUUCCUGCUCAACUCGCAGGCGAGUCGCCAGCAUGGGAGCUUCUCGGCCGAGUCGAGCCGCAGUCUGCUGAUCUGUCUGCUGUGGGUUCUGAAGAACGCAGAUGAGCUGGUUUUACAGAAAUGGUUCACAGAUUUGUCCGUGUCUCAGCUCAACCGCCUGCUGGACCUCCUCUACCUCUGCGUCUCCUGCUUUGAGUACAAGGCCCAUGUUGUGUUCACCAUGCAGGGAAAGAAGGCAUUUGAACGCAUGAACAGCUUAACCUUUAAAAAGUCCAAAGACAUGAAGGCCAAGCUGGAGGAGGCCAUACUGGGCAGCAUCGGGGCCAGACAGGAAAUGGUGCGGCGCAGCAGGGGACAGCUAGAGCGGAGUCCAUCUGGCAGUGCUUUUGGGAGUCAAGAAAACCUCAGAUGGAGGAAGGACAUGACCCACUGGAGACAGAACAGUGAAAGGAUGGACAAGAGUCACAGAUCAGUCAGAACGAGGGCCGAGCUGGAACAUGAAGCCCUGAUUGAUGGGAACCUUGCAACUGAGGCCAACCUGAUCAUUCUUGAUACUUUGGAGAUAAUUGUACAGACGGUUUCAGUGACGGAGUCGAAGGAGAGCAUCCUGGGUGGGGUGCUGAAGGUGCUGCUCCACAGCAUGGCCUGCAACCAGAGCGCCCUCUACCUUCAGCACUGUUUUGCCACACAAAGAGCCCUGGUUUCUAAGUUUCCUGAACUUCUGUUUGAGGAGGAGACGGAGCAGUGUGCAGAUCUGUGUUUGAGACUUCUGAGGAGCUGCAGCAGUAGCAUCAGUACCAUCAGGUCCCACGCCAGCGCCUCCCUCUACCUCCUCAUGAGACAGAACUUUGAGAUUGGGAAUAACUUUGCAAGAGUGAAGAUGCAGGUGACCAUGUCUCUGUCCUCACUGGUGGGAACAUCCCAGAAUUUUAAUGAAGAGUUCCUGCGGCGGUCUCUGAAGACCAUUCUAACCUACGCGGAGGAGGACCUGGAACUCCGAGAGACCACGUUCCCAGACCAGGUCCAAGACCUCGUGUUUAAUUUACACAUGAUCCUGUCAGACACAGUGAAGAUGAAAGAGCAUCAAGAAGAUCCUGAGAUGUUGGUAGAUCUCAUGUACAGGAUUGCAAAAGGAUACCAGACCUCUCCAGACCUGAGGCUAACGUGGCUCCAGAACAUGGCUGGAAAACACUCGGAGAGGAAUAACCACGCUGAAGCUGCUCAGUGUCUGGUGCACAGCGCCGCUCUAGUGGCAGAAUACCUGAGUAUGCUGGAGGACCGCAAGUAUCUCCCUGUAGGCUGCGUCACUUUCCAGAAUAUCUCCUCCAACGUGCUGGAGGAGUCCGCAGUAUCUGACGACGUGGUGUCGCCAGAUGAGGAGGGCAUCUGCUCGGGGAAGUAUUUCACUGAAAUCGGUCUCGUGGGUCUCCUGGAGCAGGCCGCUGCCUCGUUCUCCAUGGCCGGCAUGUAUGAGGCAGUGAAUGAAGUCUACAAGGUACUGAUCCCCAUACACGAAGCCAACAGGGAUGCAAAGAAGUUAUCCACCAUCCACGGUAAACUGCAGGAAGCCUUUAGCAAAAUAGUCCAUCAGAGUACUGGCUGGGAGAGGAUGUUUGGUACUUACUUCAGAGUCGGGUUUUACGGUUCCAAGUUUGGGGAUCUAGACGAGCAGGAGUUUGUGUACAAAGAACCUGCCAUCACCAAACUGGCUGAAAUCUCCCACAGACUUGAGAGCUUCUACGGGGAGCGAUUUGGAGAGGAUCAGGUAGAGGUCAUCAAGGACUCCAACCCUGUAGAUAAGUGCAAGCUGGACCCUAAUAAGGCGUUUAUCCAGAUCACGUACGUGGAGCCGUACUUCGACACCUACGAGAUGAAAGACCGCAUCACCUACUUUGAUAAGAACUACAACCUGAGACGUUUUGUCUACUGCACUCCUUUCACCUUGGAUGGACGGGCACACGGAGACCUGCACGAGCAGUUCAAACGCAAGACCAUCCUCACUACGUCGCACGCCUUUCCUUAUAUCAAGACCAGGAUCAACAUCGUCCACAAAGAGGAGAUUAUUUCCACACCCAUAGAGGUGGCUAUAGAGGACAUGCAGAAGAAGACUCAAGAGUUGGCUUUUGCCACCCACCAGGACCCGGCCGAUGCUAAAAUGCUACAGAUGGUCUUACAGGGAUCUGUGGGCACGACGGUGAACCAGGGGCCUUUGGAGGUGGCUCAGGUGUUUCUGUCAGAGAUCCCCAGUGACCCCAAACUGUACAGACACCACAACAAGCUACGGCUCUGCUUUAAGGACUUCACAAAGAGGUGCGAAGACGCCCUGCGGAAAAACAAGAGCCUGAUUGGCCCGGACCAGAAGGAGUACCAGAGGGAACUUGAGAGGAAUUACCACAGGCUGAAGGAGGCGCUGCAGCCGCUCAUCAACAGGAAGAUCCCUCAGCUUUACAAACCUGUCCUGCAGGUCAACUCGCACAGCAAACGGACAGCUUGAUAAGAGAUUCCUUCAGCAGGAUGAGUCUUCGCAAGCUUGAUAUUUGAAGAUGACAAGAAUACACACACACACACACACACACACACACACACACACACACACUCAAAGACAUAACAGAAAUUGCAAUAUUAAUUUAUUCUGAAGUGUAUAUAGGAGUGUCGGUUGAAAGUUGGUGUUAAAGCGUGUAAAAGGAACAGGUUACAAGUUGCAGCUUGGUUUUUCAUUCCAGUGUCUUAAUCUGUUUACAGAGGUACGGCCACACAAUCAGCUAAGAUGAAGACACAGCUUGGCGGUUUCUGCCAGACGUUUGUUACUGUGGAUGCUUUUUUUCUUCAGCUACUUGUAAAAAAACAAAAGGUGACGUUGACUCUUGAUGCCGAGAGAACAUUCUGGCCGAGCUGUUAACCAUUAUGAAUGUUCUGAGAUCCAUUUAAGUGCCAAAAAUCCCUUUUCAGCCAAAAUUUUUACAACAGAAAAACAACCUGUAUGAUUUUACUAGUCCAGGUGUCUUAUUUAAUCGUGUACGAUGUGUCAAAAAAAAACUGUAUUCAUUCAUGUGUGCACUUUUUUAUUAUGGUGUAGCAGCGCAUUUUACAACUUGAAAGUCUGUGUUUCAAAAAGAAUGGUACCAGUAUUUAUCAUGUUGAAGCAACGAUAUUUUAAAGUUAGGUACUUAAAACACCCUUGUAUAAUUUAAUGUAGUUUUGUUUUACUUUAAUAUUUUACUAAGUAAAUAUUUAAAUGGUGA
Molecule: messenger RNA, 7290 nt
Organism: Nothobranchius furzeri (turquoise killifish)
Lineage: Eukaryota; Metazoa; Chordata; Actinopteri; Cyprinodontiformes; Nothobranchiidae
Gene: dock7
Product: dedicator of cytokinesis 7
Biological process (GO): positive regulation of GTPase activity; small GTPase-mediated signal transduction; axonogenesis
Molecular function (GO): guanyl-nucleotide exchange factor activity
Source: RefSeq, a predicted model, not a curated record